AUGUAUAAACCUUUAUCUUAUUUUACACGUAAUGCCCGCUCCUACGACAAUUCCCCUUCGUGGGCAUGGGCCACAUUCAGGGAAACAUUAUCGUCGUCCUCGUCGUCGUCGUCAGGUGUGGUGCCGCGCGCAGCGGUGGACGAUCGACGGGCAGGUUCCCGGAAUUCUUCCAGCCCUCUGUCGCGGACCGCCGCCCUCAAGUACAAGCUCGAGAUAAGAAAGAUGGCGAACGCCGCGGCGAUAUCCAAAGUAACCAAGAAGAGCCUGAUCGUGGCCUCCUGGGACCCGAUGCUCCACUUGAACGAGCAGCCUACGCCAUCUUGUCUGACGAGGGUGACGCGGGACAUCGCGGAGAUCAAGGCCGACCCGCUGCCAGGGAUCUUCAUCUUUCCCGAAGAGAGCGACCUCACCAGAAUCCACGCCAUCGUGGUGGGACCCGAGGGAACGCCGUACGAGGGCGGGUUCUUCCACUUCUUCAUGAAGUGUCCCCCGAACUACCCGAUUGUUCCACCACGUGUGCGCAUCAUGACCACGGACGCCGGUAGAGUGCGCUUCAACCCGAACCUUUACGCGUGCGGAAAGGUGUGCCUCAGCAUUCUGGGCACUUGGCCAGGACCCGCAUGGAGCCCAGUACAGAACAUCGGCACCGUCCUCAUCUCAAUACAGUCGCUCAUGAACGAGGAGCCCUUCUACAACGAGCCGGGUGUGUCAACCAUGCCAGUUUUCUCCGCACGCUACAGCGACAGGGUGCGACACGACACCGUCAGGGUGGCCAUAUGCGACGCCGUCGAAGCUUGCCUUCAGGAGCAACCGCCCUACCCGCCGUACUUGGUCGGCGCGAUCCUGAAGACAUUCGCCGACUCGUACGGCAAGUACGAGGACAUGGUCAAACGCCUGGUCCAACUGAACAACUCCUGGCAGUUGACGCGGAUCCUAGGGGUUACUGCCACGUAUGAGUACGAGCCGCUGCUUUCGCGCCUGAGGCAGCUUGGCCCACGGGUCCAGGACAAGAUCGCAGCGGAUGCCGCUGCCGAAGGAAGCGCGCAAUGA
Rhipicephalus sanguineus (brown dog tick) is the source of this 1050-nucleotide messenger RNA. RefSeq names its product ubiquitin-conjugating enzyme E2 Z. Bases 1 to 1050 code for a protein of 349 amino acids. Gene Ontology annotation, cellular component: nucleus. Gene Ontology annotation, molecular function: ubiquitin conjugating enzyme activity; cysteine-type endopeptidase inhibitor activity. Gene Ontology annotation, biological process: negative regulation of apoptotic process. The record is from RefSeq and is a predicted model, not a curated record. Lineage: Eukaryota; Metazoa; Arthropoda; Arachnida; Ixodida; Ixodidae. The transcript has 2 exons.